GACAGUAAGGAUUUUCAAGAAUAUCUUCAACAUCGUUGAAAACAUUUUGCGAGCAGUUUUCCGAAAAAAAAACAAAUUAAAAUGGCUUUUCUUCGAAGUGGAAAGUUUUUCAGAUUCCUUUCAGCCGGUAAAAACCUUGUAAGUUUCAGAGAAUAUGAAGGAGCUCAUCAAUUACCUGCAACAUGUACAAUAUGCUCUACAAAAAAUUUCUCAUCAAUCAACGCAACAUUACCGAAUCAGUCAUUAGAAAAUUCCUUAAAACGACUUGAUCAAGAUGUGCGUCGAUCAGGAAGAAUUUCAAGACGUGACUUGGAAGAAAUUUUGGACGAAAUCCGAACAAACAAAUCAGCGACAAGCUCACAGUCGUUACUUGUAAUCAGAUGUUGUGGAAAUUUAGUGCCCGAAGAACUUCCAGAAGUGCGAACAAAGAUGGUACAGGAUAUUUGGAAAACAUUAUCAAAAUUAAAUGUUCCAAUGGAUAUUUCCCACUAUAAUGCCUUGCUGAGAGUGUAUCUAGAAAAUGAAUACAAUUUCUCACCAACAGAAUUUCUUGCUGAUUUACAAUCGAAAGGAGUUGAACCGAACCGUGUCACCUAUCAACGAUUAAUUUCACGUUAUUGUCAACAAGGUGAUAUUGACGGUGCAACACAAAUUCUCGAAUAUAUGCGUGAAAAGCAGUUGCCGGUCAAUGAGAAUGUUUUCAAUGCUUUAAUUAUGGGACAUUCUUAUGCUGAUGAUCUUGAAAGUGCUGCUGGAACAUUGAGUGUCAUGGCACAAGCCGGUCUCGAACCAUCUGCUGAUACAUACACAACACUUCUUUGUGGAUUCGCACGUAAAGGAGAUAUCGAAUCAAUCAUCAAAUAUAUUAAUGAAUGUGAAAUGAAGGAAGUUUAUUUGGUUGACAAAGACUUUCUUGAAGUCAUUUACAAUUUAGCUGUGAAUGGUCACGAUGAUAAAGUCGAUGAGAUAAUUCUUAGAUUAAAAAAAGAGCAAGGAUACAAUCAAGAUGCAGUUAAUGUCAUCCUGCGACUUAUUAAUCAAGGACAAGAACCAACAGCAAUGAAGAUACUUAAAUCAAUGGUCAGAAGAACGACAUCAUCUGGAGAAUUGACUGACACUGGAAGCUUUCUUGUUAAGCAACUCAUCAAAGCAAAUCGUCCAGUUGAUCAAAUCAUCAGUAUUUGUAAUGAAUUAGAAGAAUCAAGAAUGAACUCACGUCCACUUAUGGUUGCAAUUGAAUCUGCUUUGACAAUGACAAAUGCAGAACCUGCCGUUGCUCUCGAUUUAUUAAAAGAAGGGAAUAAAAAAGGCUACGAAAUUCGUCAACAUUACUUUUGGCCAAUUUUCUGUCGAUUAACGAAAGAAAGUGAAAUUAUUGGUUUGAUGAUGACAAUGCAAAGUGAAUUUAAAAUAACGCCAACAAAUCAAACACUUCGUGAAUAUGUGGUCCCGAGACUUUAUAAAUAUGGUGAAGACAGCAUUGUACAGAAAUUAAGAAGUUGUGGAAUAUCAACGGGAACAGGAGCAUCAGCUACUGCAUUCGCUGCACUUGAAAAACAUAAUUUAGAAAAGGCUGCAGACAUCAUGUCUUCUUACGAUUCAUAUUAUAAUCCAGGAUUGUUUAGAAAACCUCUUUUAAAUGCUUUACAACAUACCAAAGAUUAUAAUAAUUACAUUCGUGUUGUUCGACAAAUUCAUGACAAUUUCCAUCGUCACGCAUCAUUCAAACAAGAUGAAGAUGAACAUGAUGAAGUUAAUGCAGCUGCUGCUGGUGAUGGAGAAUCUUCAGAUGUCGCACAGCCAAACAAAUUAGCACAUGCAGAUGUUAUGGGUGACAUAAUUCUUGAUGCUGCUGUUUAUUUCCGUUCAAAUCGUGUGGAAGUGAUGAGAAAUAUUCUUCAAGUAUUUGUCGAUGAAGGCAUCAGUAUAAGCAACAGUAAAGCUGAGAAAAUUCAAGAUCGUAUCGGCGAUCAAAUGACAACAGAAUUUUCACUUCUCUUAGGGAAGUUGACGUCAGGUGAAUUGGAGCCAAUUCCAAAUGAGAAGCAACGUCAUCAACCGGCAGGAGGCUUCAAUUUGGAUGUGAACUCGUUGGAACGUUUAAUUAAUCGUGCUGAAGAAAAAGGAGGUGACAAUGUAAAAGGAUUGAAACGUCAAUUACUUGUCGCUGCUAUUCGAUCACGAGACAUACCAAAAACUGAAGAAGUUAUUGAGAAAUUGAAAGCUGAAGGUUUCGUCUUAACGUCAGGAGUUCACGCACAACUGAUCGAUCUUUAUGCAUCUGAAGAUAAAUUAGAAGAAGCUUUGAAUAUAUCAAAGAACAUCCAAAGUUCUGACCCUGAAUUUCAACUUGAUCAAGUGAAAGUUAUUAAAAUGAUUCAAGCUUUCGUCAAUGCUGGUCGAUUAGAAGAAGGAAUUGCAUUCUUGAUUGAAAAUAAACCAAAAGAUUCUAACGAAGAGAAAGCUUUCAACUAUAACUCGUCAGUGUGGCGUUUGUUGAGCUCUUUAGCUGAUAAAGGAAUGAAAGAUGAAUUGUACAAGCUUUUCGAUGCACUUGUCGACAAUAAUUUCAUCAUUCCUAAUAACAACUUACUCGGACCAUUAAUUAAAGUUCAUUUGAUACAAGAUGACUUAAGUGCUGUUGUUGAUAAGUUUGAAGAACUUUGUCAGAAGUACAAAGCGACGCCAUGUAAGAAUGAAAUUUCUUGUCGUUUAAUUGAAGCUGAAGAUGCGACAAACUUACAAAGAAUCACAGAUUUAAGUACAGAAAUUCACGGAGAAGUCAACAGUUUGUAUGAUCUUGUGUUCUCUUUCAUUGAAUGUGGUCGAGUGAGGCAAGCACGAAAGAUUUUGGAAACACCAGGAUUGAGAUCACGACCUGGUCGUAUAAGCAACGCAUGUGAAAGAUAUUUGAAUGAGGAAAUGCCGACAGCAUUAGAAGGUUUAAUGCAAGCAACUAAAGAUUUAAACUACAUUGAUCGAGCUGACAUUUACAACAGUUUGUUGCAAACCUACAUCAAAGAAAAUUCGACUGAAAAAGCGCUUGGAUUAUGGACGACAAUGCAGGAAGAGGAUGAACAACCUUCAGACGCUUUUCUCGCCAAACUCGCUGACUUUUUAAAAUCACAAGGAGAAACUGUUCCGUUCCAUGCUCCAGCAAGUUCUUCAAUACCGCAAGAAGAUAAAAUUGAAUCGAUGAGAGAUGAAAAAAAGAAAUCAACAUCAAAGGCAGCAGUUAAGCGAGACUCGUCAGAUAAAUCACCGACUUAUUUUGAAUUUAGACGAGCUUUGAAUAGUGGCGAUAUUGAUGCAAUUUACAAAGCGAAAGAAAACUUAGAACCAACAGAUAAAAUCACUCCAAUUGAUCAAUCUUUGAUUAUUGAAGCGCUUGUUAAAAGCGGAAGAAUCCAAGAAGCCACAAAGCAAACAUUUGACAUGUUGAAUGAAAAUCUUCAUCCAUUAUCGAGAAUUUUCCGCUUCUAUUUGAAUAGCAUUGCAAAGGUUGGUGACACGAAAACAAUUGAAGAAGUUGGCAAAUUCUUAACACCUGAAAUGAAGAAACUUGUUUCGUAUGACAACCGACUGUGUCAUAGUUUUGUGGCAAGUGGACGAUCUGAUGAAUAUUUGAAGCUUUUAGAUGAAAACAUCGACAAUGCUAAUACUGCUGAAGAGAUUUCCAAAAUUGCUAGCGAAUUCCCAAGAGGCGGUGUUUUAGGAAUUCUUGAAGAAAAAGAAGGAAACGUUGAAAAGUUUGAGAAAAUUGCAAGAAAAUAUGCUGAGAAGAAUAUCGUUGGACCGAUUAAUGUCGUCUGGACUUACUACUUCAUUAAAAAUGAUGCAAAAGCUGAAAAUAUCUUCAAAGAGUUUCUCGUUGAUACACCUCGACUUAUGUUCCAACGUGUGAUUCAAGAAGGUCGAGAUGAACAGAACGAAUCUGUAAUUUAUCGAUUAAUUGAUGUUCUUCGAACGACGAAAGUGACUGAAGGUGCAAUUGGAAAUGCUUACAGUUGCUUACUGGACAUUCAUUCAGCAAAGGAAGACGCUGAAGCUUGUCUCAAAGCCAUCGAUGCUUCUAUUAAAGAUGUUUGUCUUGAGAAUGUUAACAGAACAGCUCUUACGCGUGCGAAAGCGUGUGUUGAAAAAGCUGGAAAGAAAUUCCCGUACACGAUACCAGCAAAAACAUCAAACAAACAAGACACCAGCUCAUCGUCAAGUAGUUCCAGUUCCGAUGAUGAAGUAACAGCAAAGGAAAAAUUAAUUCUCUUCAUUAACGAUGAUUACGCGAUGUUUCGAUGUCUCAAUGACGUUCUAAGCAUUCAGUCAAAUGAAAGUGAUAUCGAAAAAAUUUUAACUCCUAAUAAUUCAUCAGAAAGUGAACAAGAAAAGUUUAUUAUCGGAAUAAAAAUUAUUUACAAUUCGAGGAGAGAAGACAUUGGUCUAAAAUUCUUAGAAUCUAUUAAGCAUUUUGAUUCUUGUCGAUUUAUCGAGCCAAGUUUCAUUGCAGAACUUCUCACUCCAGAUCAACAACAAACGGCUUCAUUCAGGGGAACAAUAAAAAUCUUAAAAUUCAUUCUCGACAAAGCCAGUAACAAAGAAUCUUUUGAGAUGGCAAUUCAUCAGCACAUGGUGCAAUACGUUCAGAAGUCAAACAUUAAAACAUCAAAUUUGCAUGACAUUCUUGAACUUAUUAAGUUACUCCAAGAUAGCAUAAAUAAUGCAAACAUGAGUGUUGAUAAUAUUCAAAGAUUGUGCACAAGAUUGAUCACGAAAAUUUCUAUCGUUCCGGUUCCUCGCGACCCCAAAGAUCUCAGUGCAAUGAAACGCGAUACAUUGCAAAUUGUUGAAUUCUUUCAAAGCUUAAGUGGAAAUCAGCGUUUUCAAAGCAUAACAUUGCCAAUCUUGAAUCACGUUUAUCAAUUAAUUACGAAAGAUGAAGAACCGUCCUCAUUGACUUAUUUAGGUCUUGCUGUGAUUCCAGACGCGUACAUUGGCGAAGCUGUUGCUCAUUUCCUUGACAACAAAUUCUAUCAAAAUCAAAAGAAGCCAAUUCUUAACGCUAUAAAGCGUCUUAUUUCAUGGCAAGUGCAAACGAUUUUAGAUGUGCCUUUGCAUUUGUGGAUCGUCAAAGUCCUAACAGCACUUCAUGAUGAAAAGCAUUACGAGAUGUUACAUGAAAUUAUUUCAACGUUUUUGGUGAAAUGUUUUUUAACACUCUUGUUACCAGCUUUUCAGCUGACAACAUUUACUGUUGUUCAAACAAUGUUGGAACUUCAGCGAUCUGAGAAGAUUUUCGAGAAUUUUUCUCCACGAAUUCUUCGAACAUUGGAACAUUUAGAGAAGUUAAAAAAUGAAAAAGCCUGUGAAAUAUUUGAGCCACUAUUGGACGUCAUCUCAGACUACAUCAGUAGCUUUCCAAACGCUCAUUUUAAUUGCAAAGAUCUUUUGGAUUAUCUUGAAGCUCAUGGUCGUUCACCAUCACGAAGCAUCAGUCAACGUCGACAUCAUUUGUCACUUCCAAGUUCCUUAAGUCACAAUGUAAGAAUUGGUUUGGAAAAUUUGGGUAACACAUGUUACAUGAACAGCGUGAUUCAAGCGCUUUUUAUGACAAAACCAUUAUGCAAUGAAUUGCUUACAAUGGAUCGACAAGAUCGUGAAACCCUCGUUUUUCAGAAAAUCUUUGGACUUCUUCUAUUCUCGGAACGUUCAGAAAUUAAUUUAAAAUUUGCUAUGCCAUUUAUACGACCAGUUGAUUUCUUGCCUGGCAUUCAACAAGAUUCUUCGGAAUUUAUGAGCUCGCUGCUCGAUAAACUGCACGAGGCUGAUAAGAAAAUAAUUUCCUUAAACUGUAAUAAUUUAAAUGAGAAUGAUGAGAAACAAACAAAAAUGGAUGUUAAUGAUGAUGAUGAUGACGAUGAUGAUGACGAAUUCGCUAUAAGAGAUAAGAUUAUUGAUAACACUUCAAAAUUGAAUCAAUCUACGAUCGUACAGAAGAAUUUCGGUGGAAAGAUUUCAACAACAUGCGUCUGUUCGACAUGCAAUAGUCGAAGUGUAAACAUUGAUUCAUUUCGUGAUCUCGCUUUAUCAUUUCCUGAGAAGGAAAGAAAUGAAGAUGACGAUUGGGAUGCUCAAACUGAAUAUUCAGUGCAAGAGCUUCUUGAUUUUUAUUUCACAACAGAACAGUUGACAUUGGAUGGUGACAAUCAGUAUCAUUGUGAGAAAUGUAAGAGCCUUUGUGAUGGCAUAAGAUGCACAGAAAUUCUUCAACCACCUAAGAAUCUCAUCCUUACAUUGAAACAUUUUCGUUAUGAUUCACGUUGUCAUGUUAGAUCAAAGCUUCUCAUCAAUAAAAUGUUUCAUAAUGAAGAGAUUUCGGUGAAAGUUCGAUCGAGUCAUGCGAGCAACAGUUGGAGAAAUGUUAAUUAUCGAUUGUAUGCUGCUGUUGUUCAUACUGGAAUAAGCAUGGAUUGUGGCCAUUAUUACACGUUUGCGCAUGAAAAAGAUGAAAUCUGGUACAAGUUUAACGACAGUUUCGUCUCAACAAGCACACUUCAAGAGCUUCACAAUCUUAACUCGCCAAACACACCUUACAUCCUUUUUUAUCGGCGUAUAUCAACUGCAACAUCAACACCUUCAUCAUCGUCAUCAUCAUCGUCAACAGCUUGUUCAAUUGAUCAAUUGAUUCCAUCGACUGAUGAAAAGCUUCCUAAUUUCAAUGAGCUACCAUCGAUUGUUAAAUCAUUCAUCUCUGAUGACAAUGAAUCGUUUAAAAAAGAAUCAAUUCUUUACCCUUAUAAACCACUGCAAAAAUCCAACCGAUGGAAUGACGACGAUCCACCAAGUUCAUGUGGCCGCAGACAUCAAUUUCCGCAACUUCAACAAGAUGAACAAAACUCAAAGCUCCUUGAGCAGCUUUCGAAAAUAAUUGAAGAACAAGCUCGAAUAAGAUUUCAACAGAAAAUCCACCAACAUCAUCAGAAACAACAUGCAAUUCCACAAGAGAUUACUGGACCGGGUUUCAGCUUUGUCAUGCCACAAAUGACAAAGGAAGAGUUCCAUAGAAACAACAACAAGCCCAUCCAAUUUGCAGUGAAACCAUUCGACUCGAGAUAUUACGAGAACACGGAUGAUGAAGAAAGAGAAGACGAAGCAGCUGAAGCCGAUGCUGAAGAGAUCGAAUCGAACAUCAUGGACGAAACGGAAUCUCCAGCUGAUAUUAAAAAUAAAAUUCUCAUUCCACCACCCAUGCAUGUACUAAGCGGUGACAAAAUUCUUCAUAGAAAUCAGCAGAAAAUGAUAAAAAUGACACCGAAACCUUCUCUACCAUCUGACGUCAUGCAAAAGCCAUUACAAGUUGAAUUUGACAACACUACGAGUUUAUACAUUGUAGCGUUGAUAGCUGGUCUCAGCUGUGCAUUUUCAACUGGCCUCAUAGCACUUGGAAUUAUGUAUUGGACACUUUAUAAGAAAUCUAAAUCAGCUGACGCAUGUGACUAUGCAUGUGAUUAUGGCGUGAUUGGACCACGGACCAAAAACAUUGACAACUCACAAUUAGCGACAGGCGAUAAGAAAUUGGCACACUCUGCUCAAAUGUUCCAUUACCAACAUCAGAAGCAACAAAUUAUUGCAAUGGAAAAUCGUAAUGCUGAGUUGAAUCAUAAUGAAGAAGAUAAUGAUUCUGAUGAUAAUGAGAAUGACUUCACGGUUUAUGAAUGUCCUGGUCUUGCUGAAUGGGAUUCCGGAAUGGAAGUGAAGAAUCCAUUAUUCUCGGAAGAAACACCAGCAACUGUAGCAGCAGUUAAGAGCGAUAAGACUCAACAACCAUCAAGAAAAACUGCAAAUCAAAAAUAAAUUCUUUAAACUUUAUACGCGUGUGUCCCUUCCAAGUCGAUAAAAUCGUCAAAGCUGCAUGCUCCACUAAUUAUACUUAUUGAAAAAGAAAAAGAUAAAAAUCUAUUUUAAAAGAAUAAUAAAAUUAAUAUUUUUUCUUAUAAAAAAGAAAUAAAAAAAAGAAACCAAAAUCGAAACUAUCAUGAGACUAAAAAAAUGAAAAUGCAAGAAAUGAUUUUUUCCUUAAAACUUUUUUAAUUCCGUUUAUUAAUUUUUCAUUUCGAUGAAAAUGAAUUACGCGAGAUUAACAACAAUCGAGUAGUGCAACAUACAAAGAACUUGUAGAGAAAAAGUCAAAUUAAAUCAAUGAUCCCAUUUUUGUAUUAGAGGAUUAUCAUAAUAUGAAACAUUAUUAUAAAUGUAACACAUCUUAAAAAUAAAUAAUUAAAGAACAGAAAUCUUAGCGAUUCAUAAGACAAAACAUAAAACUUACAAUUAAUCUGAAUGUCCAAUUGAAGAUUUAAAAUCAAGUCGCUUUUUAACAGAAAGAAAAAUAGGAAGAAAAUCAGUUUUUAAAACAAAUAUGAACAUGAUAAAAGUGCGUGGGUGGAGAAUAUUUCCAUAAACAAUUAAAUUUUAAUGAGGGAUUUUUGCAACCUUUCAAAAUAUCGAAAUUAAAUAAAUUCCUCCAACUCUUCAACACACCCCCAACAAAAUGUUUGAAUAAGAAAAUUAUGACGCAAGAAAAGUGAGUGUGAAAAACAAAAGAAAAAUUAAUUUCUUUUUUGCGACAUGUUUAUGACAAAAAGGCUUUAAAUACGAAAUAGAAAACGAUUUACUUUGCAACUUCAUUACGAUUUCCUUCUAAUGCAAAUGAAAUUAUUUCUUAUAUAAAAACAAAAAACUUUUACGAUGAAUAUUUGUAUAUUUAUUUAUUUAUUAACAAAG
Molecule: messenger RNA, 8775 nt
Organism: Clunio marinus
Lineage: Eukaryota; Metazoa; Arthropoda; Insecta; Diptera; Chironomidae
Source: the annotation of a GenBank genome assembly